Molecule: messenger RNA, 1813 nt
Organism: Nerophis lumbriciformis (worm pipefish)
Lineage: Eukaryota; Metazoa; Chordata; Actinopteri; Syngnathiformes; Syngnathidae
Biological process (GO): regulation of transcription by RNA polymerase II
Molecular function (GO): RNA polymerase II cis-regulatory region sequence-specific DNA binding; DNA-binding transcription factor activity
Source: RefSeq, a predicted model, not a curated record
AUGGUAAGGCGGGUACGAGCCUACCAAGCCAGGUGGUACGAGCACGAGCAUGGAGGAGCCUUUGUAGUGGUGUCGCAGCUUGGUGGUCGUGUCAUCAGCUGUGGAGGAUCACAAGCAGACAAGAUCUUAGCUCCACUAUCAGAUAGUGAGGACACAACGUCACACUCUCCUGACACUGAUGAUGAACACUCUAAAGAUGAUGCAACAUGUCACACUGACAACACUCACUUCACAUGUUCUCACUGUCACAAAACUUUUAAAUACCAUAGUUCUCUGAAAAGACACAUGAGAACACACACUGGUGAAAAAACGUUUUCAUGUUCAUUCUGCGGUAAAGAUUUUACUCAUAGGCACGAUUUGAAAAUACACAUGAGAAUACACACUGGAGAAAAACCUUUUUCCUGCUCAGAAUGUGGUAAAAGUUUUGUAACAAAUCAAAGUUUAAAAGCACACAUGGGAACACACACUGGAGAAAAACCUUUUUCAUGUUCAAUCUGCGGUAAAGGUUUAACUCAUAGGCAACAUUUAAAAAUACACAUGAGAAUACACACUGGAAAAAAACCUUUUUCCUGCUCAAAAUGUAGUAAAAGUUUUGUAACAAAUCAAAGUUUAAAAGCACACAUGGGAACACACACUGGAGAAAAACCUUUUUCAUGUUCAAUCUGUAGUAAAGGUUUAACUCAUAGGCAACAUUUGAAAGUACACAUGAGAAUACACACUGGAGAAAAACCUUUUUCCUGCUCAGAAUGUGGUAAAAGUUUUAUAAUAAAUCAAAGUUUAAAAGCACACAUGAGAACACACACUGGAGAAAAACCUUUUUCAUGUUCAAUCUGUGGUAAAGAUUUUACACAUAGGCCACAUUUGAAAGUACACAUGAGAACACACACUGGAGAAAAACCUUUUUCAUGUUCAAUCUGCCAUAAAGAUUUUACUCAAAGGGAGCAUUUCAAAACACACAUGAAAACACACACUGGAGAAAAACCUUUUUCAUGUUCAAUCUGCUGUAAAGAUUUUACUCGCAGGGACUAUUUCAAAACACACAUGAGUACACACACUGGAGAAAAACCUUAUACAUGUUCAGUAUGUUGUAAAAGUUUUGCACAAAGUCCGCAUUUGAAAAGACACAUGAGUACACACACUGGAGAAAAACCUCAUACAUGUUCAGUAUGUGGUAAAAGUUUUGUACAAAGUCCGCAUUUGAAAAGACACAUGAGAACACACACUGGUGAGAAAGUGUUGAGUUGCAGUGUGUGUGGUGAAAGAUUGUCUUCUAAGUACCAGUGUAAGAAACACAAGUGUGCUGGUGAGAACAGCAGCAGCAAAUGAAGAUGCAGGAUUUGUAAUAAGCUGUCUAAACUUUAACUUUGACUUUCUAACAACAUCAGCACAUAUAUUCUAACAUUUAUAGAUUAGAUAUUGUAGAUUAUUGCUUUUUUUCAGUCAAGUACACGUUUUAAUAUAGAACAUUGUGUACUUUCAUUUAAAAAUGAACACAACACUUUGACUGUAAAGGUGAGAAUAAACAGGACAAAACAUGUUACAAAUACUUUUUAUGUGUAUGGAAAUAUUCAGAAAUAUUUUUUAACUAUUAAUGAUGUUAUAGAUGAACUCCUUUAUAUGAUGUACAUAUUUGUUUUACAUGUGUUCAUACCUUUGCUUUUGAGUACACAUAAAUCCCUCUUAGUUCAUAUUUACUGGUUCACAUCUGAAACAUCUUCUGGACCACUUCUGGAAGCAUAUUAUUAUUUACUUUAUACAUCAUUUGAGCAGUUGUGUUUUAUACAAUUUUAAAAUGUGUGAAUUUAUGAAUCAU